Clonostachys byssicola is the source of this 1428-nucleotide messenger RNA. The record is from the annotation of a GenBank genome assembly. NCBI's taxonomy places the organism in Eukaryota, Fungi, Ascomycota, Sordariomycetes, Hypocreales, Bionectriaceae.
AUGUCAGAACCUGUACCUUUGAUCAUCAACAACCAAAAUAUCCAAACCAAGGAACUGUUUAACGUUAGCAACCCAAGCAAUGGAGAAUUUCUCUGGGCUGUGUCUUCCGCAGGGCUUACAGAAGUUGAAGGUGCUGCCGCAGCAGCGGAAGCCGCUUUUCCUGCCUGGGAAUCCCUAGGCUAUACUACAAGACGGGAUCUUUUGCUCAAAGCAGCACACAUUAUUCACGAUUCGAGGGAAGAUAUUGUCACUACCCUUCGCAAAGAGACCGCCGCUGGGGAAGGCUGGGCCUCGUGGGACGUUGACGCAGCCGUGGCAACCAUCAAAGAUGCUGCCAGCCAUGUCUCCUCAAACAAUGGAGUCAUUCCCCCAACCAAUGAUAGUAAUGAUACAGCCUUGAUAUUCAAGGUCCCUUAUGGUGUUAUUCUAAGUAUUGUGCCUUGGAAUGCCCCAGGCGUUCUAACAAUGUCUUCUCUCGCAUAUGCGCUUGCAGCUGGAAACACUGUCAUCGUUAAAUCGUCAGAGCUUUCGCCCCGGACACAUUUCCUACUAAUCGAUGCUUUUCGCCGAGCCGGAUUUCCUCCCGGAGUGGUGAACCUCCUGACACACGCACCAGAUAAGGGGCAACUGGUAACUCCAGCCCUCAUUCAAAACAAAGCUAUCCGAAAAAUCUCAUUUACAGGAUCCAGUGCUACCGGUAGGGUUGUUGCAAAGCUCGCUGGUGAAGCUUUGAAACCCGUCGUUCUGGAACUCGGCGGCAAGGCUCCUGCAAUUGUUCUAGAAGAUGCCACUUUCAAUGAUGCAGCCAGUGGAAUAUUGAAGGGAGCCUACGGGCACGGGGGGCAAAUUUGUAUGGCAACCGAACGCGUGAUCGUGCUCCGGUCUAUUGAAGAGCCCUUUGUGGAGGCGCUUAAAGCAGCACACGCAGCGCAGUCUCGUGACAAUACCUACCAUCAACCCUUAAUCUCCCAAUCAGCAAUGCGACAAGUGAAUUCACUUGUUGAAGCUGCAAUUAAGAAUGGGGCAACUAUAGUUUCGGGGCCAGCGAGCUUUGCGGAUGAAGAAGGUCGAGUGUUUGGCCCAACCAUCCUUCGCUCUGUUAACACAAAAAGUGAACUCUACUACAAAGAGUCCUUCGGGCCUGUCAUCUCACUAUUUGUUGUAGACACGGUGGAUGAGGCAGUUCGGCUAGCGAACGAUACUGAGUAUGGGCUCGCGGCUAGUGUAUGGUCAAAGAACAUCGGAAACGCGCUGCGAGUUGCCAAGAGGAUACACUCUGGUACUAUUCAAAUCAAUGAUAGUACGACACAUGGCGAGCCGACUCUGCCUCAUGGUGGCUUUGGAGCCAGUGGGUUUGGGCGGCAGUCGGGCACGGACGCUUUAGCCGAGUUUCAAUCCUUGAAGUAUGUCCGUUUCAGCCUGAAAUGA